Molecule: messenger RNA, 1738 nt
Organism: Gadus chalcogrammus (walleye pollock)
Lineage: Eukaryota; Metazoa; Chordata; Actinopteri; Gadiformes; Gadidae
Gene: tmem119a
Product: transmembrane protein 119a
Exons: 3
Coding region: 932-1669 (245 amino acids)
Biological process (GO): positive regulation of osteoblast differentiation; ossification; positive regulation of bone mineralization
Cellular component (GO): plasma membrane
Source: RefSeq, a predicted model, not a curated record
AGUUAAUUGGUGAAUAAUCGAUAUCUUUAACUGAUUCUUUAAAUGUGAAUAUUCUGAAAGGUGUACUUAUUACUUGAUGCACCUGUUAUACGAUCAAAUUGAUGCAAAUUACAGCUUCCAGUUCUGCUCCAAACAGGAAUGGAUUUCUCUUCCAGACUCCUACCAGCCGAGACUCCUACUAGACUCCUAAUACCAGCCUGCAAUGGACCACAUGAAGUGCAUGUCUUCACUUGGUACAUGUGUUUCUGAAUCAAACCUCCCUGUGGAAGGAUUCUGUACAUGGCCAGAGAAGUCAUGCUGUAAUCACAGGGAUCUAAUUAGAGAGGGAAAAGAGAAGCCUAGAGACUCGCCCUGCAGGCCCAGGAAUACCCAUUGCUGUUCUACUGCUGCACAGUACAGUACACCCAAAACGAACACCAUAACUUUAACCGUUAGGUCAAAUUGUUGUUUUACUCCCCUACCCCCCACACACACAUUCUUUAAGAUCCUAAUGAAGGAUAUAUUUGUUAAGUUUGAAGUAAGAACAUGUAAGUUGUAUCUUGUACAUUUCCCCUGCAGAAGCUAUUCUUUUCCUGUUAUAUUCAGUGCCUACAUCUCAAACCGCAUGUCUGAGAUAAAGCACACACAAAUAUUCCAUCUAUCUUCACAAGUAUCGAGUGAAGAAUCAUGUUUUGAGUCCCCACUGCACUAGAACAUUUAGAGGUUAGUGGAUGUGUUAUUAAAAAGAAAAAGAGGGAGGAGAGUCUAGAAAUAGAGGGAUGGUGCAGACCGAGCCGGGUGGAGUCUUCUUGUAACCUCUUCCCCGGCCACAUUUCUCCUUCCAUCCCUGUCUCUGCCGCUCCGUCAGCUUGUAUCCUAAGAACAAAGGGAAAGAAUUCUGUACCCGAGACGUCUUCCAAGAAGAUCAACAUAGAAGGCUCUGAAGAGGAGAAUGAUGGUGUCCUCCUCUGGUUUCACAUCUGUUGCGGCAGUGCUGCUGUUUCUGGCUAGUGGCUGCCGCUGCUCUCCGCUCCUCUUCAAUGCCUCCAUGGACGGAGGCAGCGGAGACAGAGGAGAGCCAGAGCUCCUGUUCCCCACCUCCUUCUCCACUAGGCCCCCGGCCCCAGUGGAGGAGGGGAGCGCCCAGGUCACCUCGGCCCCUCCCUCCCUGGUCAACGGCAUCACCACCACCAUGAUCCGCCUCAAGGACUUUGUGCUGAGCCGUGUGGUGGACUUCCUGCAGGAGUAUAUGCUCAUCAUCAUCGUGGUGGCUUCCCUCCUCAUUGUCAUGGUCUUCAUUGUGUGCUGCGCCUCCGCCAUGAGCCACAAGCGCAAGCUGGAGGCCUAUAAGCCCCCCGCCGGUGCCCCGGCUUGGAAGGCCCAGGCCGCCGUGGCCACGGCCAAUCCUGUGGAGGAGUACCGACCCUACGCCGUGGACCACGUGAAGAGCGUCCAGAUCCAGACUGCCAUGACCUCGCCCAAGAACCUGCGCAUGCCGUCCAAGGCACUGGUUGGGGAGAAGGGCAGGGAGGGGAGGUCCUCGCCUCCCCAGGAGGUCCGAAAGGUGAGAGAGACGGAGCCGAUGAUGGAGAGGAGGAGGGAGGAGGCCAGGAGCCCUAAGGAGCAGCUGAAACAGAAAGAGGAGGCGCAUGUGGUCUGCACCUGCCACCAGAAGAUGGCCCACCACUAAGGGAAGGCUCCAACUGGCUCUCUUGACCACCGUUGAGUUGAGGUAGCUAGAUUGGAAGAUUAAGUAGAA